AUGCCUCGAGAUCCAUUGAUCGGAUUAGUGGGCAAGCCAUCAAGUGGAAAAUCCACAACCUUGAACAGUUUGACUGAUGCGACAUCCAAAGUCGGCAAUUUCCCUUUCACAACGAUUGACCCCCAGCGCGCUAUCGGAUAUCUACAAAUCGAAUGCCCCUGCCAGAGACAUGGCGUUUCAGACAAAUGCGCACCGAAUUACGGUGGUUGUCAUGAAGGACGCCGCUCUGUUCCCAUCGAGUUGCUGGACGUAGCUGGACUUGUCCCAGGCGCACACCAGGGUCGAGGACUAGGAAACAAAUUCUUGGAUGAUUUGCGACAUGCGGAUGCUUUAAUUCACGUGGUCGACGUGAGUGGUACCACCGAUGCAGAGGGCAAAGCUACACGCGGGUACGACCCUUCAGUGGAUAUCGAAUGGCUACGAUCCGAGAUCGUGAGAUGGGUGCUGGGCAACUUGAUGGAGAAAUGGGGUUCGAUUAAGCGACGACAUAUCGCAACAAAGGGAAACCCCGUCGACACAUUACAAGGCCAGUUCUCAGGUUACGGAAGUACCCCGAAAACUGUCGGUCGAGUCCUUGAUACGCUUAACAUGAAGGAGCCUUUGGAACUUUGGUCAGACGAAACUGUCAAGCUCGUGGUUGAGACUUUCAUCGAUGAGAAGUUCCCUACGGUCUUUGCGUUGAACAAGAUUGACCACCCAGAUGCCGAUAAGAAUGUCAGCAAGAUCGCGAAAAUGCAAGAUCCACAGAGCAUUGUGCUUUGUUCAGCGAUAUCAGAAGUCUUCCUACGGCGACUAGCUAAACAAGGGUACAUCAAGUAUGUUGAAGGUAGUGAGUUUGUAGAUACCCGGGAGGAUUUGAUUGAGAUGGGCGAGGAAGAUGGAGGAGGUCUGAAAGAAAUGGACGAAAAGUUGAAGACUCGAGUGGAAAACUUAAAAGACAUGGUGUUAUAUCGAUUUGGAUCAACUGGUGUGGUUCAAUGUCUUUCGCGAGCUGCAGAACUGCUGGGUCUGGUACCCAUUUUCCCAGUGCGCAAUGUCGCAACUUUCAACUCUGGAGCUGGAACAGCAGUUUUCCGUGAUUGCGUUCUGGUCAACAAGAAUAGUACAGUUGGAGACGUGGCCCGGAAAGUCAUGGGCGAUGUGCCGAUUUCCUAUAUUGAAGGAGUUGGAGGCACUCGAGUAGCGGAGGAGGAUAUUGUUGCAGUGGGUAAACACGAUAUCUUAUCAUUCAAAGUGGGCCGAUAA
Molecule: messenger RNA, 1245 nt
Organism: Penicillium angulare
Lineage: Eukaryota; Fungi; Ascomycota; Eurotiomycetes; Eurotiales; Aspergillaceae
Product: Ygr210 GTPase family protein
Exons: 10
Coding region: 1-1245 (414 amino acids)
Cellular component (GO): cytoplasm
Molecular function (GO): ATP hydrolysis activity; GTP binding
Source: RefSeq, a predicted model, not a curated record